Molecule: messenger RNA, 2604 nt
Organism: Aspergillus japonicus CBS 114.51
Lineage: Eukaryota; Fungi; Ascomycota; Eurotiomycetes; Eurotiales; Aspergillaceae
Product: GATA transcription factor
Exons: 2
Biological process (GO): nitrate assimilation; negative regulation of transcription by RNA polymerase II; positive regulation of transcription by RNA polymerase II
Cellular component (GO): nucleus
Molecular function (GO): zinc ion binding; DNA-binding transcription factor activity, RNA polymerase II-specific; RNA polymerase II cis-regulatory region sequence-specific DNA binding
Source: RefSeq, a predicted model, not a curated record
CGACCGACGCAAUCCGCGGCAUUUGCCUCGACCUUACAUUCCGCCGACCCCGACCGCCGCUCCUCCACCACUACCACUACCUCUAACAACUAUCGUUUCCCUCACCCUCCUCCCUCGUCCUCUCAACUCUCAGACGAUCUCUCCUUCGAUUCUCCCAUCUCGCCUGCCGAUUCCUCUCAGGCUCAGGACGGUUUACUUCACGACUCCCUGUUUCCCGAGUGGAAGUCCCCCCGAGAGAGUAACGACUGUCCGGAUGAGAUGCAAAGGAAUGACCCUUUAGCGACUCAGAUAUGGAAGCUCUAUUCUAGGACAAAAGCCCAGCUCCCCAACCAGGAGCGUAUGGAGAACUUGACCUGGCGCAUGAUGGCAAUGAGUCUGAGACGCAAGGAACGGGAACGCGUUGAGCAGUCUAGCCUGUCGACGAGACACAGCAUUUCGGGUCCGAGUGGGAUCGCCCAGCUACGUCUGGCCGACCGGACGCCAGUCGCCUCGCACCAACCCUCCACCACCGACCUGGCCUCGGAUCCCAUGAAUCUCGACGAUUUCAUUGUUCCCUUCGAAUCGCCUUCCGACCACCCCUCUCCUGUAAUAACCAAGGGCGAGACCAACUCGGCCGCUAUUCCCAUCAAAUCCACCCGAAAGGAACAUCUAGUGGAGCCAGCCCCCGUGCCCGCCUCGUUUACCCACCCUCCUCAAGACCAGCGGAAGAACAGCGAAUUUGGCUACGUGCCUCGUCGGGUCCGCAAGACUAGUAUUGACGAGCGCCAGUUUUUCGGUCUCCAGGUUCCUACCCGCAAGCGACCAGCCGAAGCGUCCCCGCAAGUGCCACCCCUGUCGAGCGCGAUGUUGGCCCACCAUGACCCCGACCUGGCGGGUGCUGUGCCCGACUACACACUGGAUGCGUCGUCGGCGUUUGGAUUGCACCACGGCAACCACCAGCCCGCUCACCCCUCCAACCACACUUCUCCCAAUGUGCCGUUUGGCUUGGAUACGUUCAACCUUGGCGACGACCCGAUCCUGACCUCGGCGGGUCCCUACCAGACCAAUUUCACGUUUUCCCCCAGCGAUUCGCCCAUGACGUCAGGAAACCCGUUUGCUAAUUUGUAUGCUCACACACCUGUCGCAUCGUCCCUGAACUCGACCGAUUUUUUCUCCCCUCCGCCUUCGGGCUACCAGUCGACGGCCUCGACGCCGCAGCCGGCCUAUGAUGGCGAGCAUAACCUGUAUUUUGACAUGCCGUCGAUUGAUGCGCGUACGCAGCGGCGGGUUCCCAACUACGUCACGCAUCGCUCGUCGAACCUGUCGGCAUCUUUGCAGCCACGUUACAUGUACAACCAGAAUCAGGACCAGUCCCACCACGCCAGCAACCCUCCCUCCUCGAUGCACUCUCCUGGCUACCCUAUUCCCCAGCCGCAGCACGUGGAUCCGACCCAGGUUUUGGGCGACUUUGGCACGGGCGCUUCCCACGCAGCCAUGUUCAGCUUUGGGGCUGAUUCGGACAACGAGGAUGACGAUGUGAACCAAUUUUCCGACCGUGCCGGGUUGGCCAUGCCCAACGAUCUGGCUGAUGAGGCUGCGGACCUCAAUGCUGGGAUGCAGUGGGAUGCUCAAUUUCCGGGCUCAUUCCACUCGCUGUCCGGUUUUGCGGCUCAGCAUCGCAAGCAUGUGACUAUCGGGUCGGCUGACAUGAUGGAUACCCCGAGUGAGUGGAACCAAGGCGGCAGUCUGGGCCGGACGCACGGGUCGGCCGCCUCGGUCAGCGAGGUUCGCAAUCGGGAGCAGGACCCCCGCCGGCAGAAGAUUGCACGCACGACCUCCACCCCGAACACUUCUCAGCUGCUACGUCAGAGCAUGAACGCCAAUAAUACCUCUCACACGUCCCCCAACACCCCACCCGAGUCUGGUCUGAGCAGUGCCGUCCCGUCCCGUCCGGCCAGCCCCGGAGGCUCCAAGAACGGCGAGAGCAGCGGGCCGACCACCUGCACGAACUGUUUCACUCAAACGACUCCUCUGUGGCGUCGCAACCCGGAAGGGCAGCCUCUGUGUAACGCCUGUGGCUUGUUCCUGAAGUUGCAUGGUGUGGUGCGGCCCCUGUCACUCAAGACGGACGUGAUCAAGAAGCGCAACCGCAGCAGUGCCAAUAGUCUGGCGGUCGGUGCGUCGCGGUCGUCGAAGAAGUCGGCGCGCAAGAACUCGGUGCAACAGGCGAGUGUGACCACGCCCACCUCGAGCCGGGCUCAGAGUGGUACGACCUCGUCGGAGUCCCCGCCUGCAAUGCCCGGGGGUCCGCCGCCCUCCAGCCGUACUGCGGGAGUGGUGCCUAUUGCGGCUGCGCCUCCGAAGUCCACUCCGACAACGUCCUCCCCUGGCCAGGCUCGCACUUCGGUUCAAGUGGCGCCUAAGCGUCAGCGUCGGCUGGAAAAGGCCACGGACGUGGACGCCAUGGAUGAUUCCAACAAAUCGAGUCUCUCCUCGGCGGGUCGUUCGAAGGUGGUGCCAUUGGCACCGGCCAUGCCCCCUGCUGCCGCUAACCCUGUAAACCAUAGUAUAGCUGGUGGACAGGGAGCGAGUCAAGAGUGGGAAUGGUUGACGAUGAGUCUGUGA